AUGAUUCCCCAUUCGGUUAGCCUGUACCGCCAAAGUGUAGUAUCACCAAAUUGGGAUGAAACAAAGAGGACUGGUGGGAGCCCCCUCCCCAGAGGCGAAGCCAAAGCCAAAAGGUGUGAAAAAGAAGAGGAAGAAGAAGAACAACAGAGCAGACCGAACGGGGACCAACGCAGCUUCAUAAAUGUAAAGCAUAAGUCGACGCCCGAAACGAAGGGAGGCAAAAAUGUGGAGCAAAUUUCAAUCAAAACGGUUUUUAAUCGCCAGAGAGAAAAAACGAUCCCGUGCAUUAACUACGACACUGAUAGGUAUUGCUUCAAAUUGGGGUGGUGGAAUUGGGGGAAACAGUCGAAGCUACUCGAAAAUAUAGAAAGGUGUAAGGAAAACAUUAAAGAGAAAUAUUAUAAAAAUAGGAGAGAGUGCAAACAUAGGUCCUCUACCAAUUGGACGAGCAAAUAUUUUACAAAAUUCCAACCGAAUGAAUACCUAUACAUCCCUGUGACGAACAAGAAUUAUUUUCGGAGCAAAAACUCCCUUAAGAUUAGGAGCAACCCAGUGAGCGAUUUCCACAAACUCAAUUUGAAACCUAUAACUGGGUUUUUGCAAUCUUAUGAAAAGGAAAAACAACGACGAAGACAAGUCCCCCGAGCAGUCAUUAGAGUAUCUACCCUUCCUUACGUUGUAGACGAUUAUAAUGUGAAGAGGGGGGAACCCAACAUGGGGGGGAAAACGGGGCUCAGCUUGGGGGAGGCAAAUAUCCUCCUUUCGGAGGAUGAGGAAUCCAAUUUGAAUGAUUCAUCAGGGUUUUUCGCCAAGGUCUCCAAAAAGAGUGCCCCAGGGGGGUACUCCCCCAGUGGGUACUUUCCCAAUAGACGUGCCAGCCACUCCAGUGGUACCUACUCAAAUGGUGAGAGAAACUCCAAGGGGGUUAUAUUCAAGUGCAGGACGAAGCAGGCUCAUCAAAUGGACAGCAGAAAGGGCAGCAGUGGAACCGCGCAUGGGAAGAGGAAUUCUAAAGCUAAAUUAUACAACGUUAGGCACUCCACAAAUGGGGGAAGGACACACGCUUAUAGACACUGCAAAGCGCACAGCGGUGGCGAAGAAUCGAAUUCGAAAGACGGGUUGGGCCAAAAGUGGGACCCCAAAAAAAAGACUACCGUGAAGGUAAGGCAAUAUAGAAUUCGCUCCAUCGAGUCGCUUUCUUCUGUGCACAGUGCCCCAGGGAGACCCCCCCAGGGGUGCAGCCCCCCUUUGGUGCGGCUAUCCUCCGGGAGCACCGAAAGAGGCAGCACAGGAAGUAGCGAAGGAAGUAGCGAAGGAAGUAGCGAAGGAAGUAGCGACGGAAGUAGCGAAGUUGUAGAUCCCCAUAAUGCCAAAUAUAGGGUCAAUUUAAAAGGUAAGAAAAGGGAGGAUUACCCACAGGGGGAGGAUCCCACACAUACCCCCCCAUCCCAAUGUAGCAACAAAUCAGAAGUGCGAAACAGUAGCAUGCGCAGUGGUAGCAGCUGCUAUAGUACAUCCUCACGGGGAACCCCAAAUGAGGCGCUUCAAAAGUAUGCCAAAAGAGACCCACAGAUGUGUACGACCCAGAGAAAAAAAGCGACAAAUUAUGGGGAGAAAAAUUCACCUAGAAGUUACAAGCACAUGGACGUAAGUAGCAAAAGGGAGUGUCCCGGAUACACGAUCAACCAUGAUACGCAUUUUAACAUGUACAGGGAAGGUUACACAAGUAUGCAAAGUGAAUUAGGAAGAGAUCGUCACGGAAUAAAAAAUGAUGGAAGCGAGAGGAGAGAUUCGUCCGCUGAUUCAGUUGGGGAAGACCCAUGCAGAAGGCAGUACUCUCCAAAUGAGAUAAACCAAGUGGAUUGCCCACAGCGUGAUAGCUACCACAGGGGAAAAAGAAAAAACAAAAAAAAACAGAGCUGUAAAAAUGACCAUCAGGUUUUUUACCCUCCUACGAAUGAUGGUUACUAUGAAGGGCAGCAUAGAGAUAGCGCCAACCCCCAGACACGUGAAAGGAAGGGGCACGAUGCCGAUUAUUUGGAAAAGCAGUACGAUGAGUAUUUUUGCGAUAAUUAGCAGGUGAGCAUGGAAGUAAUUAAUAAUGGCAAGUGUGUUGGUGGAUCACCGCAAAUGAACUCGCGCUGUAUGCGCCCUGUUGCUCAUGGCUCCGCACCUUAAAGGGAGAAGCGAACUUGGGCAGAAGCUUCCUUUUCGCGUCCCCCAAUUAGCCAAAGCGUUAUCGUGGAAGGGGUUAGCAUGAAAGCGGUUAGCAUGGAAGCGGUUAGUGGUUGGCACUAUGUUUUAAUCAGACGUUUUGUUUUCUCUCUCUAUCUCGAUUUUAAUUUAUAUUUUUUUUUAUUUUUUAUUUUAUUUUUUUUUUUUUGCCCUUUUCGCGCACACGUUCGUCACAUUAACGAUUAACCUGUUCCCAUAAACUGCC
Plasmodium vivax (malaria parasite P. vivax) is the source of this 2440-nucleotide messenger RNA. RefSeq lists its product as hypothetical. NCBI's taxonomy places the organism in Eukaryota, Apicomplexa, Aconoidasida, Haemosporida, Plasmodiidae. The record is from RefSeq and is a predicted model, not a curated record. The coding region runs from base 1 to 2076 and encodes 691 amino acids. The transcript has a single exon.